AGAUGGGAAUAUUUGUAAGAAUGUUAAGACCGUUAUUUUGAAAUAUGAGUACAACAAAUUACAAACCCAGGUAGCUCGUGCAGUACGCGCGUUCAUUUAUCUAUCUACGAAAGAUGCGCUGCCUCACGGCUACAUUUUGUGAAACGUUGGGUAGAAGGCAGUAAACAUACUCAAAAAGUGAACAUAUAUUUCUGUUAAUGUUGGACAUUUAGAAAAUUUGUGGACACAACUAGACGAGGCAAGAGUUGAUAAUAAAUAUGGAGAUUGAUCCAGAAUACGAAUACGACGACGAUUAUGGUGAACUUUUCAAAACUUACAUUCUAAAUGUGUCCAAUGACGACUUGGCUAACAUCACUGUUCCAGUCAGUUACAAUGACAGCGACGACAACGGUUAUUCCGAGGACUCAGCAGAACUUUCCACUUGGCUUUUUGCUUUAAACAUAGUUUCCGGUAUUGGAAUUUUGACCAAUAGCGUGCUAGCUUUUAUGAUUAUUGUGGACUUCAUCAUCGAUAGAACUGUGCGAUUUUGGACGCGUCACUGGUUAUUGCUGAACUCGUCUUUAACGCAUGUAGCUUUUCUUGGAAUUACGAUAUAUAUGAGGGAAUUUGGGCGGCAUAAAGAUCAAGAUGACAGAAACUGUCUGGUUCUACAGCACACAGAUAAAACGAUAGAAUUCGUUACCAGUCUAUAUCUUGUUGUAAUAGGAAUAAACGUCGCUGGAAAUAUCGUCAAGCCGUCUAUACCAUGUGGGAAGAAAAGCAUUUUGUUUUGGAUUUUUUUCAUACUGUUCAUAAUGGUGUGUGCAAAUGUUGGAGUGUUGGCGCUGUUCACGAUGGAGCUUGACGGCCUGUCCCAAGAUCUGAAGUGCCAAGUAGACGUUACCUUGUUUCUGCCAGCCAGGAAUGUACAUCUGGUUGCCAUAGUUACAUUCUAUAUUCCAUAUGGAAUACUACUUACGCUGGCCUUUUCGACUCUCAUAUGUUCUUGUACUCCACAAAGAAAUUUAACACUUUCCGAUUCUGACGAUAAUGACUAUUACACCGCUAGGAAACACGCGGCGAUAUUUAUAUUUAUUACCGCAACGGCGGGUUUUCUUUUGAAGUUGCCAUAUUAUCUAUUUCAAGUACCGGUAUUAGCAUAUUUUAUUCUGGCAGGUUUAAAGGCCAGUUAUUACCUGACAUUUUUUGUAACGCAUUUGAUGAAAAUAUUAUUUUUCAUACUGUUUCCCAUUAUGUGUUUAUGUUUAAGGGACAUACGCAGAAUAUACAAAAAGGCUGUUUCAGACUAACGGCAAAACACAUGUAUUGUGCUGUAUAAAAAUAAAAUCUCUUUUACUGCUUCUUUAUUAAUGAAAGGUGUAAUCUUUUACGUACAUUGUACUUGUAAUAAAAUUUGUCGGCUACGGCGGCUAAGAAGGGAUAUGGAAAAGAUAUAGUCUUUCGUGUCCGCACUCGUAAGUCUUUGCGUGCCCACGCGAUAACAUAUACGUGCCCAGGUGGUACUUUCAGCGCGCGCGCUCAUAAAAGCUACUUCAUGUAGAGUAAGCGGUUAAAACAUAGUUUUUGCAAGAACAUGUAAAAGCUACAGCGUGGGUAUUUGAAGGCUUCCGUUUGCGCACGCAAAGACUAAUGCACGCGCAAGUGAAAGAAAAUAUAUCUUUCAUAUCUCUUCGAUGUCACCCAAGUAAACUGAUAAUGUUUAGUACAGUAAAAUACUUACUAAGAAGAAAUUUUGCGUCGGUGGAAAAAUAAAAAUAAAAUGCUUGA
Messenger RNA from Mercenaria mercenaria, 1767 nucleotides. RefSeq lists its product as uncharacterized. The transcript is spliced from 2 exons. The coding region runs from base 258 to 1289 and encodes 343 amino acids. Lineage: Eukaryota; Metazoa; Mollusca; Bivalvia; Venerida; Veneridae. The record is from RefSeq and is a predicted model, not a curated record.